UGCCAGAAGCAUCAACAAAAAUAUAAGAAAACUGACAGAAACCGAAAGUUUAACAACAAAAUUCAAAAGGCUUCCGGUUGAGCUGGAAACCGGAACUGGUUGCUAGCGGAUUCCCGAAAAUACACACACACCCACAAAAAAAAUGGCUCGCCUUACAGCUCUGGGCCUCGCGGUGCUCUUCCACUCGGUUAUGGGAAUAUCGUACUACCACUACUUUCGCCGGACACCAGCCGGAGUGCCCCUGAUCGGAGCCUGGCUAUUCUCUGCCUGUAUUGUGGCUCUGCUCCAGGCCAUUCACAUAUUUCCCGCCUCAACGCCGGCCACUCAGAUGCGGGGCAGAAACCGCGGAGGUGGCGGUCCCCUUAAUCCGCCGGAAUCCUCGUGGGGUGCCCUGUUCCUGGAGACGGGUAUCUGUUGUAUCGUUCUGGAUGUCACCCUGACCAAGUUGUGGCGUCGCGUGGAGUCGCUGUGCCAGUGCGCCAUAGUGGGCGUCCUCCAAACGCUGGGCGUCGAGGAUCAGACCUUCCUGGCCUGCGAAUACUGGACCCUGGGCCUGACCACGGGCCUCAUUGGAGCCUGCCUGCUGUGGCUCACCCUCUGGGCCACCGCCCUGCCCCGCAAGGUACACUGCGGCCUCCUCGACCUGCGACGCAACCUCUACCGACGCAGCACGGCCCUAAUCUUCGGUCCGCCCCUCAAGCAGACGACCCGCUCAACCUACUCCCAUCUCCAGUCCACCCAGAGCUUCACCGCCUAACUCCGAGACGAAAGCGCCCCAUCCCCACCAGCCACCAGUGCGCGGAACCAGUACCACUCGAUAUAUGCAUAUCAGUUCGGCUCGAUCAAUAGCUAAAUUUAUGGGUUAAGUAA
Messenger RNA from Drosophila ananassae, 870 nucleotides. RefSeq lists its product as uncharacterized. The record is from RefSeq and is a predicted model, not a curated record. NCBI's taxonomy places the organism in Eukaryota, Metazoa, Arthropoda, Insecta, Diptera, Drosophilidae. The transcript has a single exon. The coding region runs from base 143 to 757 and encodes 204 amino acids.